Hordeum vulgare subsp. vulgare (domesticated barley) is the source of this 807-nucleotide messenger RNA. RefSeq lists its product as uncharacterized. The record is from RefSeq and is a predicted model, not a curated record. Bases 1 to 807 code for a protein of 268 amino acids. NCBI's taxonomy places the organism in Eukaryota, Viridiplantae, Streptophyta, Magnoliopsida, Poales, Poaceae. The transcript has 7 exons.
AUGCAGAUCCAUUGCAGACUCCUCCCACUGUGGCUUCUGGGUGCUCUCCGGCCCGCCCAUGGCUUCCCUGGCGACAAGAUCCGGCCUCCACUCCCUGGCGGUCGUGCAAGAUCUGAGGCCCGCGUCGCGUGGAUGAGAAGGGAACCCCCGUCCCCGCGAGAUCCCGUCAGGUGCCCUCCUCCCCGCCGACGGGGAUGGUGCGGCCGGCGGGCCUCCUCGACCCGACGACGAGGCGGCGUCCGUUCCUCGACCCGCGCGCCUCACCGUCGUCUCCACCGAGGAGAACCUCCUCGUCGCGGGGCUGCUGGACAACAACGAAGACGACCAGGCGGCCACCAAGGAGAACGUCACCAUCACCGUCCGCUUCUGCCUGCUCAGCCAGCGAGAGAUUCGGCAGGGGGAGGAGGUCGCGUGGUACGCCGACGGGGACACGGUCGCGCGGAGCAAGCAGAACCCCAACAUCGGUUAUGCUUACGGUCUCGGCACCGGGAGGGAUGGCUCCGGUGGUGUACGGCGGCGGGAGCAAUGGUGGUGGCGUGCCUGCAAGCAGGCGAUGGACACCGAGGUCACGUUCGUGCAGCCGUCCGCCGCGUCUGUUUAUUUCUUUUGGCUAUUAACUGUACUAGUAAUAUCUAUCUACAAGUAUUGAUCAGGGCCUGCUCUGUGAUAUCCACCGGCGACGCUUGCUGGCGCGGGCUCGCCACCGACAUCCACAAGCUCGCUGAUGCCGUCUCGGUCACUCUCGUUCCAAAGGUGGAACGUUAUACACCAGUUGCAGUUAUUUUACCAGAGAACAAGUGGGAUUAA